Acanthocheilonema viteae is the source of this 2796-nucleotide messenger RNA. NCBI's taxonomy places the organism in Eukaryota, Metazoa, Nematoda, Chromadorea, Rhabditida, Onchocercidae. The record is from the annotation of a GenBank genome assembly.
AUGAGUGCGGCAGGGUCAUUCGGAGAUGUGACUGGGGAAAGGCGUCGUGUGGCUCAUCGACCCAAUGAAUCGGUGAAAGAUGUCAUUCGUGGGUUGGCUUUUAAGAAGCAGUCAGUUGCACAGAUGGUAAAUUUGCUUGCAUCAAAAAGUGGCAAAAAGGAUAGUCGGGCACAGCUUCAACACGGGUCGAAAGAAAUGAAAAAAACACGUUCGUUUCAUCGUAAUCGACGUUUGAUAUCAUCAUCAUCAGAGGAAGAAUUGGUUGAAAAUGAGUCAGAUGACAAGGAAUUGAAAAUUUUGGAAACACCACACACAGCUAUCAGUUGGAGAAGACAGAGUUCAAACAGAGAAAUGGUUGAGGAUAAAAAAGAAAUAUCCAAAGCAUCUUCGAAAAGCGUUCGAACUAUGCCGAAUAUUAAGCAUAAAGAUCUAACUUUUGAAGAAAGGCUGGAAAUGUUAACAGAUAGCGAAUUAAGCGAUCAACAAACCGAUGCAAAACAAGAUGUGAAGUGGUUGUGCAAGCCACGAUUAAAUAGUUUUCUAAAACAAGAUGAUAUACAUAUAGCCACUCAAUUGACCACCAGGAGAACAGGACGAAAAAGGGCGGUUAUUUCUUCGUCUAGUGAUGAAAAACCUGAAAGCGACGAAGAAAAAGUUCCAAUAAGUUUAAAAAUGAUGGUGAAAAGAGCCAAAAAACACAAGAAAUAUGCGAAUUCAAGCAGCGAAGAAAAUGAAAACGACGGACAUUAUGAUUCGGAUAGUUCGGCACGUGUGGACAAGAGCGAUAGUAAUAGUGAAGAUGGUCAGGAUCGACGGAGUUAUCGAAAUACUUCCUCAUCGAUGAUUUUGAAAAAUUGUUGUGUGACGUUUUUUAAUGAAGCUAGUCGAAAUAUACUGAUGGAGACUCCACGCAUAAGUGAUAAAGUAGCUGAUUUCAUAAUCAGUAACCGACCAUUUCGGAAUUAUGAGGAUUUGGAAUCCCGUCUUUUGCAAUGCCCGCGUGGAUCCUAUGCUGCCGAGCAAUAUUUAGACUUUUUGGAAAACCGAAGUAUACUGGAAAAUAUCUUGGAUGAUUGUCGUCGACAUUCGGAAGAAAUUUAUUCUGCAUUGGAAUCGAUUAAAUCCAAGCAGUUGCAAAUGAAGCCAGAUCUACUUAGCGAAGAGUGCGAGCUUCAUCAAUAUCAGCAAAUUGGCCUAAACUGGCUUAUGAUGAUGCAUAAACUAAAGUUGAAUGCUAUUUUGGCUGACGAAAUGGGCCUUGGGAAAACAGUUCAAGUAAUAGCUUUCAUAACUUAUUUGAAGAGUGAGCAGAUCAAGGGACCACACUUAAUUGUAGUACCAUCUUCGACAAUUGAAAAUUGGCUCAGUGAAUUUUCAAAAUGGUCACCUAAAAUUAAUAUCAUUACAUAUUAUGGUAGCAUUGCUGACAGGAGGCAGCUACGACACAUGGCAACUGACAAAAAUGUAGAUGUCUUGUUGACAACUUAUAAUAUGGUUGGAUCUAAAACAGAGGAUCGGAAAUUUUUCAAGCGUUUCCGGAUAAAUUAUGUCAUUUACGAUGAAGGCCAUCUACUGAAGAAUUGUAAUACUGAUCGUUACAGAAAUCUUAUGAAGAUUCAUGGUGAGAGAAAAAUUUUGAUUACUGGCACGCCUCUUCAAAACAAUCUUGUUGAGCUAAUUUCAUUAAUGUACUUCACAAUGACGAAAUUGUUCACAAAGUAUUGUGAUGAUAUUGGACAACUUUUACAACAGUUUCAACAGUUUUCAAGUCCUUCUCUUUUGAAGAAAAUACCAGCACUGGAAGCCAAAAAUGGUGCGUUGUAUGAAGCUGAUAAAAUUGAACAAGCAAAAGCGAUUUUGAAGCCGUACAUUUUGCGGAGAUUAAAAGCAGAUGUAUUGAGUUAUUUACCAAAGAAAAAGGACCGUGUGAUCAAGUGUCCAAUGAUUACGGUGCAGAAGGAGAUUUACACGAAUUUGGUACGUGAAUUCCGACUGUUAGAAUCAAAUGGUGAAAAAUACAGUUCAAGUCCACUAAUGCAAUUGCGACAAGUGGCCAAUCAUCCCUUACUGUACAGACGAUUAUAUGAUGAUAACAGAGUGAUUCAAAUUGCCGAAAUUUUGUGCGCAAAGGAAAAUGAAUAUCGUAAAAAGAAAUCAGACCAUGUUGCUGAAGACCUUGCUUUUUUAUCAGAUUUUGCAAUUAGCCAGUUAUGUUCAAAAUUUAUUUCAACGCAGAAAUUUGUUCUCAGCGAAGAGACCGCCCUUGAAUCCGGAAAAUUUAAGGAACUGGAUAAGCUGCUACCUUCAAUUAAAGAAAAAGGAGAUAAAGUGUUAAUAUUCAGUCAAUUUACGUCAGUAAUGGAUAUUCUUGAAGUUUAUCUCAAAUUGCGUCACUAUCGAUAUUGUCGGUUGGAUGGCUCAACUCCGGUUAUGGAAAGGCAAGAUGUGAUCAAUGAAUAUAAUUUGUCGCCUGAUUUGUUUGUUUUUCUGUUGUCAACCAAAGCAGGUGGUUUGGGUAUCAAUUUGACUGCAGCUAAUCAUAUCAUAUUGCACGAUAUUGAUUUUAAUCCAUAUAAUGAUAAACAAGCGGAGGGAAGAUGUCAUCGUAUGGGUCAAACAAAAGAUGUUUUUGUUGUACGCUUAAUAUCUGCUGAUACAGUUGAGGAGGAGAUGUUAGCUCUUGCUCAAAAGAAACUUGAACUCGAGAAAGAAGUGACAGGUGCUAGCACAGAAGAAAAUAGCGAAAUGGAAAAUUUGAUUGUCGAAAAGCUUCUUAAAAAGGCGCUUGCACUAUAA